AUGGCUCGCAACCAGGCCACACAGCCGAACUCGCAGCAGCGGUCAACAAGCACAGGCCAGCAGUCCUCAACCCCGAGGCGGCGUGAGCCAUUAGCCCUGCUCAACAUCGAUGGCAAGCAGUUCCUCGAGAUCCGCCAGGGAUAUUCGCCAAUCAUGGUGCCGUCUCACAUGCUCGACACAGUGCGCACAGUGCUGUCGGAGCACCUGCGGCGGUAUCUUAAUGCCCAGCAACCACAGGUCAGCUCGCCUCCCCAGUCUCCGCCUCAUAUUGCCUCUACCCCUUCCCACUAUGUGGCCACCAAUCCGUCGGCCGAGGAGCACACAAGCCCUAGCUUGGCCAUGGUGCCGCCACCGCCACCACAGAGCAGCGGGAUGACCAUGACUGCCCAGCCGCACACCCCCCAUCCAGCCUGGGUCCUGCGCCGCGGGUCGGUGUCUUCACACGAGGGCGAAGACAUGGAUGUCGCCAGCAACUUUGACGACGACAGCGAGGAGGAGGAGCUGAAAAAGCCCGCCAAUGCCUUCAUCCUCCGAAAGCUGAGCGUCGAAGUUGCCUCAACCAUGAUCAGCAAGUGCUGGCACAACGAGCAGGAAGCACACGCUGACCGCUACUUUGCAAAGAAGAAGCGGAUUCUAGCCCGCCAGAAGCUGCGCAAGGACCGCGAGGAUGCCGCCUUGCUGGGAGCUUCCAAGACCCUGCCGCUUCAGCCGCGCCGCACGCCUUCGGGCUCGCAGUUUGCUAGCCAAUGCCUGCAGCACUCGGCUUCAUUCUCGUCGGAAUUCAACAUGGGUAUGCAGCAGCAGCCGCCGCCACCGCUGCAGCAGCCGCAGCACUUUGGCUUGGAGCGUGCGAUGACUCAUCCAACACACUCUGACAUGAGCAGCAGCCUGCUUACAUCGUCUGUUGCUGACACCGCAUCGCUUGUUACUGGCAUAAGCUCGUCAUCGUUGACACCAGGCAUGGGCGCCAUGGGCGCUAAUGGCUUCAACCUGGGCUUGAAUACCAACGGCAGCAUGCUCAGCCCGAUGGGCUUCAGCCAGACAAUGGACCCCUCCUUGACCCACUUCAAGUCAAACUACCACAACGGGCUUGAUAACCCCUUGGCCAUGACCUCCGCCACUCUGACACCCACCCUCCAAAGCUCAGACCCGGUUACUGCCCCAGCCAGCUCGGCUUGGCCAAUCCAGAAUCCCCCCCUUGAUGAUGACUCGUGGACCAUGAUUAGCUCACUGAUCCAGUCGUCGGGCGUCGACACAAAUGCGCCUCUGGCCACCCCGUAUGUCGAGGACCAGCGCACUCUCUAAAAAUAUCCCCUAUAUUAUUACCCAGACUUCUUGGCAUUUUCCUUUAGCAAAGCCAGUCACCCUAUGUAACAUAUAAGCUUAUCACCAAUCUAAAUGAAAAAGAUACACGAGCCAAUAUUUCUGAC
This is a messenger RNA of Linderina pennispora, 1430 nucleotides long. RefSeq lists its product as uncharacterized. Bases 1 to 1305 code for a protein of 434 amino acids. The record is from RefSeq and is a predicted model, not a curated record. The transcript has 5 exons. Lineage: Eukaryota; Fungi; Kickxellomycota; Kickxellomycetes; Kickxellales; Kickxellaceae.